AUGGCGAAAGUCGUAGCAGCAGCCGUUUCUAAAUUUCUUGUUCGUUCACCUCAUCUUCAGAAUCUGGUUGCUCCAGCUUCCUUGAAUAUACAACAACGACGAAACUAUGCAAAGAAGAGGAUUGAAGUGGCUAAUCCUGUCGUUGAACUCGAUGGUGAUGAAAUGACACGGAUUAUCUGGGAGAAGAUUAAAGAAAGGCUCAUCUUUCCCUAUGUGAAUGUUGAUUGCAAGUAUUAUGAUUUGGGUCUGCCUUAUCGUGAUGCCACAGAUGACCAGGUGACAAUUGAUGCUGCCCAUGCCAUCCUCAAGCAUAAUGUUGGCAUAAAGUGUGCUACGAUCACCCCAGAUGAAGCCAGAGUUGAAGAAUUCAAGCUGAAGAAAAUGUGGCUGAGUCCUAAUGGUACCAUCAGAAACAUCCUUGGUGGCACAGUCUUCAGAGAACCCAUCAUUUGCAAGUCCAUUCCUCGUCUUGUCCCUGGUUGGACUCAGCCAAUCACUAUUGGCAGACAUGCUCAUGGUGAUCAGUACAAAGCAACUGAUCUUGUGAUUCCUGGACCUGGAAAACUCGAAAUGGUCUUCACCCCUGAAAAUGGUACCGAGAACAGAAUAACCAUUUUCAAUUUUAAGGCAGGUGGAGUCGGUAUGGGAAUACUCACCUGGGUCUGUUCACUCUCUCUCUCUCUCUCUCUCUCCACCCUCCCUAACCUCUCUCACCACCCCUCCCCCUCUCUCUGCCACCCUCCCUUCCUCUCUGCCACCCUCCCUUUGGGGAUCUCUGCCACCCUCCUACCUCUCUCUGCCACCCUCCCACCUCCUCCUACCUCUCUCUGCCACCCUUUUUAUCUCUGCCACCCCUUACCUCUCUCUGCCACCCUCUCCUCCUCUCUCUGCCACCCUUACCUCUCUCUGCCACCCUCCCCUUUACCUCUUUAUUCCCUCUCUCUCUGCCAAGGUCCACACCUCUCCUUGCCAAAAUCCCUUAAAUCUCUCUGCCACCCCCCCCUUAUAAAAAUCUCUGCCACCCUUACCUCUCUCUGCCACCCUUACCUCUCUCUGCCACCCUUACCUCUCUCUGCCACCCUUACCUCUCUCUGCCACCCUCCCCACCCUCUCUCUCCCCACUCUCCACCCUCCCUUACCUCUCUCUGCCACCCUCCCUUACCUCUCUCUGCCACCCUCCCUUACCUCUCUCUGCCACCCUUACCUCUCUCUGCCACCCUUACCUCUCUCUGCCACCCUUACCUCUCUCUGCCACCCUCCCCCCUUACCUCUCUCCUUGGUCGCAUUUGUUAUAUCAUUUCUGACUUGUCCUGA
Molecule: messenger RNA, 1314 nt
Organism: Acanthosepion pharaonis
Lineage: Eukaryota; Metazoa; Mollusca; Cephalopoda; Sepiida; Sepiidae
Source: the annotation of a GenBank genome assembly